Molecule: messenger RNA, 3878 nt
Organism: Lasiosphaeria miniovina
Lineage: Eukaryota; Fungi; Ascomycota; Sordariomycetes; Sordariales; Lasiosphaeriaceae
Exons: 1
Coding region: 288-3626 (1112 amino acids)
Molecular function (GO): actin binding
Source: RefSeq, a predicted model, not a curated record
UGCAUCUAAUCACACUGAUUAACAGGGUGCACAUCGCCGGACCCCGGCCAAUCAUCCGGGACGAGAACGUGCAGUAUGCACCUCAACAGGGUCGCUGAUUGGUCACUCAAGACUUAGCUCCAUCAGCCUUAGCCAUUAUGUUUCAUGGUCGUUCCCCGCUCGCUCUCUCUCCGACAACUUAACCUCACUUGAAGUAUCAAGAAGUCGAGAGUCUCAUCGCUACUCUAGCAAACACCAGAGAAAAGCUUCGCCCCGCGUAACUUGGCAGCUGCCGAGAUGAAAGCGCAAUGCGACUGUUGAGCACCAUCAAGUUCCGCACCGUCGAGUUUCAUGGAGGCGAUGUGCCUCCGUAUGCAAUCCUGUCGCACUGUUGGGGGCAAGGUGAAAUUCUGCUCGAAGACAUCCAGAGUCUCGCCUCGCUUGACUGCGGCUGGGACUUGCUUCAUGUCGGCGAGUCUAGCUUUUUCAAUGCGACCCCGUCGCCGCCAUCAUCACCACUGUCACCCUUUUCUUCAUUCUCGCUACCCAACAAACAGAGGUUCAAAAAGCUGAUGGGAAGCACCGCAAGCCGCCACGAUGAAUCCUCUACCGAGGCGCUCAUGUCGUCGAUUCGAGCGAAGAAGGGCUACGACAAGCUGCGGAAAAGCGUUCGUCUGGCUCGUACCAGCGGCUUCCAGUACAUCUGGGUCGAUACGUGCUGCAUCGACAAGACCAGCAGCGCCGAGCUCUCUGAGGCCAUCAACUCCAUGUACCGUUGGUAUCAAAACGCUGUCGUGUGCUAUGCCUACCUUGCCGAUGCAUACCCAGCCCGCACCGAAAGAAUCGCCGCUCAAGGUUCUACCUUUCGCCGGAGCCGCUGGUUCACUCGAGGCUGGACACUGCAAGAGCUUAUCGCGCCAAAACGGGUCGACUUUCUAGCCAGCAACUGGAGCUACCUGGGGAGCAAGACCGACAGUGAAUUCCUCGACCUCCUCAGCGACAUCACCCAGAUCAGGCAGGACGUCUUGACCCAUGAAGUGCCGCUCAGCCAGAUCAGUGUUGCCAGUCGGAUGUGCUGGGCAGCCAAUCGCUCGACAACGCGUAUCGAGGACAUUGCUUACUCCCUGCUUGGUAUUUUCGACGUCAACAUGCCGUUGUUGUACGGGGAGGGUACGAAUGCCUUCAUCCGGCUCCAAGAGGCCGUCCUGGUCAAGCAUGACGACCAAUCUCUGUUCGCCUGGAAGCAGGACGACGUGGCUAAUGACGCAGACGAAGUCAUCGGCUAUGACCCUGCCAGCCGACUUUCGGGACUCCUCGCCGAUUCGCCUGCGAGAUUUGAUGGCGUCGGAAAUCUCGAAAUCUCGCUGAGGCUAACCUUUGCAGGGUCGCCCUCAGCUGUGACGAGCAAGGGCGUGCAGGUCGAUCUUUUCUUGCACCCGUGCAUAGACAUCAAAGGUGCUGAUAUGUUUGCUGUCCUCAGCUGUGAGCAGUUUAUAGCAAGCACGGGACAGCGGAGGGCACCCAUCAUCUAUCUCAAACGACUCUGGGGCAUCGGCGACCAGUUCGCCAGAGUCCGGACGGAUCUGCUGACGGAUAUCGAUUUGGGCACCCUUGGUCUGGAUUCGGGGUCCUAUCAAUCCGUCUUCGUCAAACAAGAUCCCGGCACGGAUCUCUGCCUCGUCAAGAUCACGCUUGCAACAGGCAGGCAAGACCAAGCGCCCCCUCCCAACAUUGCCACGUAUGGGGAAUCUCUGCCGUUGGCAUUGCAAGGCACGUAUCCAGAAGGCCACGACAGCGACACGGGAUCGCUUGAGAUUUCAGACUUCAAGCUGGGUCAUCCUGCCGCCAUCUUUGAAGUGUCCAUGCUCGGUGGCGGCUUCAAGGACACUGUAUAUGUCGCUGUGGGGCUACAAGUCAGAAACAAAAGGUCAAUUCGAAGUUGGUGCGAGAUCAUUACUCUCGAUCGGCAAGGAGUUGAAUGGCGGACGGGGCAGACAUAUCUCGAAGCCGUCUUUCGUUACAAAACAAAACAGUCCAUGUCUCAAUCCACCUCGCAUGGGGAGAUUUCAGUGGCAGAGAGCCAAAAGACAAACGCGAUGGUAUGCGCUACGGUAACGGAGCGGAACCGUGGACGAAACCUUGAAAUCCUCCUUCACGUCUUGCUGGACAGCUCAGUACUCAAACACCAAUCAGCGCCACUGAUGCGGCCAUUGGCGUUCAUUUUGGAGACCGGAUACAGCGACUUGGAAGUCGUGCCUCCCGAGCAACUCACAGCCGUAACCCCCACGGCUGUUGUUCAAUCCUCUCAACAAUUGUUUCCAAGCCGAUGGCAGCAAGAAGUCGAGGAUUUGCUCGCCGACUUCAGCGUGACUGACUCGCUCGAAUUGAGUGUCUUCCAGACAGAGGGUCUUCGCAGACGGAUAAGAAUAUCGUCGAUACGGGACCUUUUUGGGCAAGGGACGUCAAUCUCUCUCUUUCUGAAGUACUGCAGAGGCAUCCUACCUUCCCUGGACGAUACUUCUCGGAAGGUGGCUCAGGUAAUUGGAACAAACGAUUUGGCAGUUACUCUUGCCUACCUACGCGGUGAGAGAAAGACGGAAGAAAAGCCAGAUGAAAUUCUGAAGUUUCGCCCAAUCCAUUGGGCGAUCGUCGAAGAAAACCUUCCGGCAUUGCGCUAUCUGUUGCUUUAUGGCGCCGACCCUCUGGGUUCUUCAAGCACACGGUUAACAACGCUCCACCUGGCGGCCUUGGCUGGGAAGGUUGAGGCGUUGCAAGUUCUCCAACCGCUGCUGGACAGAAAGUUUCGUUCAGAAGAUAACCCCGAAGUUGAAAUUGACGCGUACCUUGAACCAACAAUCAGUCUGAACGAGUACCCCCUUCAUUUUGCCGCGGCUUACGCGACCGAUGAAGGCUUCUGGACGCCAUCCAACUUUUCCAUCCUCACCCCCCGGAUGCGGGACCCAUUCACGGAAAACUCUCUGGGCGAAACCCCCUUGCACAGAGCAGCAGCUAUGGGUAAUUUGGCCGCCGUCGGCAACUUGCUCGCACACAGUCAGACAGAUCAAGCCAAGAUCAAUCACCCCGACGUACUUGGACGUACAGCUCUGUGGCACGCAGUAUGCAAUGGCGAGGCCUCGUUGAAGAUCGUUGAGACACUUUUACGGAGUGGCGCCGACCCCAAUAUUGCCGACGACAACGGCCUCACUCCUGUUCACGUAGCUUGCCGGUUUGGAAAUGCUGCAGCCCUGAGGUUGAUGGAGGUUACACGGGCUGAAACAAAACUGCAUCUGCCGGCAGGCAGUACAAAUCUCUUGCCGUCCCAGAUCGCUUCUAUAUUUGGGCACGUAUCCUGCCUCGCGCUCUUGCUGAACGCGAAAGCCCCGGUCACGUCUACACCGUUGGAGAGGGUGGUUUUUGAGGCGUUGCACUUUGCUAUAGGAAACGGGCACCAGAGAUGCGCCCACCUAAUAUGGUUACGGGAACGCCGCCAGUCUGAGGGUAGGUGUCUGUGUAUUGUGAUGGAACCGUCGGGGCCGGUUUUGAGGCCCGUUCAAAUCAGGGUGGAUGAGGUGGGUUGGUCAACAGGAAGGGGCAAGAAUCUGACGGAGCAAAAGUGGGAUGAAACAAGUUUGGAUGCUCGCUCCUAGACCCCCAUGGACCCACGGGCUUAUUGGACGAGAUGAGACGUGGAAAAUCGCCCGCAAAUAACAGUGCAACCCGCUGCUCCAGCCAUUCUCAGGGACCAACAACUUUCUAUAAAGGUAAAUAGGGUUAACUUACGUCAUUCUUCUCCUCGCGUUUGUCAUGCCGUUUUCAUAUCGGAAUCUAAUAGAACCAGUCCCAGCCAGCUCAUAGCAGGGCGCACGAGGGAUGCGAUAAGAAGAAGCUUUGCGAUUGGU